Molecule: messenger RNA, 1431 nt
Organism: Aspergillus versicolor CBS 583.65
Lineage: Eukaryota; Fungi; Ascomycota; Eurotiomycetes; Eurotiales; Aspergillaceae
Exons: 7
Coding region: 1-1431 (476 amino acids)
Biological process (GO): transmembrane transport
Cellular component (GO): membrane
Molecular function (GO): transmembrane transporter activity
Source: RefSeq, a predicted model, not a curated record
AUGUCUUUAGACGCAACAAAUAACCCCAUGGCCAAGCAAGCGCCGAAAGAUGAGGUAGACCCGGAGUCCCUCGUUGGCCUGGAGUCGGGUGGUAGCGUGACGGUUGUAUAUGGCAUUCUCGUUGUCCUGUUUGCACUUGGAUGCUCUGCUGCGAGCAUGGCCGAGCUAUCCAGUGUAUAUCCCACUGCAGGGGGUCCGUACCAUUGGGCUUCCAUCCUUGCUCCAAAAAAAUACCAUCGAGUGAUCAGUUACGCGUGCGCUGCCUUCAACAUUUACGGAUGGCUGUCCAUUUGCGUCGGCGUCACUGUGCAAAUUGGAACAUUUGUCAAUGGGAUGCGCGUGUUCUAUAACCCUAGUCUUGACCUUCCUGUCUGGCACAACUUUCUGUACUACCAAGCCACGAACAUUGUCAUUCUACUUUACAAUAUCUUCGCUCUCCGCAGGACACAAUGGAUACAUAGUCUUGGAGCGGUGUUUUCGUUGGCCGCCUUCGUCGCCGUCUUCGUCACCAGCCUGUCCCGCGCCGAGAGCUACAGCUCAAGUUCAUUCGUUUGGACAUAUUACCCUGGCCAUGAGUGGACCUGGGACUCUCGCGGGCUGGUGUUCUUGACCGGCAUGGCGAAUCCAAAUUUCAUGUAUGCCGGGAUCGACGGGGCCAUUCAUUUAGCAGAGGAAUGCACUGAUGCCACCACGACCGUUCCCAGAGCUUUAUUUAGCUCGAUUGUGAUUGGCUUUUUUACUGCCUUUCCCUUUGUUAUUGCCAUGCUCUAUUGUUUGACGGAUAUUGACAAAGUAAUGGAGGAUCUUACUGGAGUCCCAAUAUACGAGAUAUGGUAUCAAGCGACGAGAUCCCGCGAAGCAGCAACCGUUUUCGUAACAUGUCUCCUCAUGGUAGCCCUCUUCGCAUUGAACGCAUGCCAGGAGGUCGCCUCACGCUUAACCUGGGCAUUCGCCCGCGACAAUGCACUGGUCGGAUCCAAGCUGUUCGGCCAUAUCAACAAAAGGCUCAAAGUGCCCGUCUGGGCCCUCGCCGGUAAUGCCUUGGUUAUCUUCAUCAUCGGCUGUAUCCAGCUUGGCUCGUCGACCGCAUUCGAGGCGUUCGUAGGAAGCGGAAUGCUGCUCCAGCAGUGCGGUUUCGCCAUUCCAGUUGCCCUGCUCCUGUGGCACAAACGGUCAGAUCAGGUAUUGGCGAGGAAUAGGAACGUUCGCCUAGGACCGUUUGGAUGGUUGGCCAACAUCGUGACGGUGCUAUUUGCAAUUCUGGUCACCGUCAUGUAUUGCUUUCCUGUCCGGCUUCCUGUGACGGGAGGAAACAUGAACUAUACCGCUGCUGUUGUUGGGGUUAUGGCUAUCUUUGCGGUGGUGAACUGGUUUAUUCAUGCGAACCGUAACUUCCAGGGACCCCGACUGCAGGGUGGAUUCCUGCAUUGA